This is a messenger RNA of Apus apus (common swift), 4473 nucleotides long. RefSeq names its product heat shock protein family A (Hsp70) member 13 (gene HSPA13). The transcript is spliced from 5 exons. Gene Ontology annotation, biological process: vesicle-mediated transport; cellular response to unfolded protein; protein refolding. Lineage: Eukaryota; Metazoa; Chordata; Aves; Apodiformes; Apodidae. The coding region runs from base 73 to 1551 and encodes 492 amino acids. Gene Ontology annotation, molecular function: misfolded protein binding; heat shock protein binding; ATP binding. Gene Ontology annotation, cellular component: plasma membrane; nucleus; cytoplasm. The record is from RefSeq and is a predicted model, not a curated record.
GCGGCUUCCUGGCUCUGCUGGGGAUGUCGCAGCCUUUCUGCCCACGUUGUCGCCCUGGUCUGGCUUUUCGGGAUGGCACGGCUGCCUGUGGCCUGUUUUCGGUGUGUUCCUCUUCUCCUGUUGCCUAAGAAAUGCCUUGGAAGAUUCACGGCCGAAAGUUCAGCUGUUCUGGCCCUCUUGUUGGCUGGGUAUCUCGCACAGCAAUAUUUACCAAUGCCUACACCAAAAGUAGUUGGGAUUGACCUUGGCACGACUUACUGCUCUGUGGGCGUCUUUCUUCCUGGAACAGGGCAGGUGAAGGUUAUUGCAGAUGAAAACGGGCACAACAGCAUUCCAAGUAUAGUCUCUUUCACAGACAGAGACGUGUAUGUGGGAUAUGAUGGCCUAGAACUGGCUGAUUCAAAUCCUCAGAACACCAUAUACGAUGCAAAAAGAUUCAUUGGGAAAAUCUUCACUUCAGAAGAGCUGAAAAGUGAAAGCAGCAGGUAUCCCUUUAAGAUUUUCAACAACAAUGGAUCAGCUGAAUUUUCUGUGACAACCAAUGGAACUUUUCACAUCACUCCGGAGGAUAUUGGCUCUCAGCUGCUGCUGAAAUUAAAGAGAAUGGCAGAAGACUCUCUUGGCAUGCCCAUUUCGAAGGCAGUCAUCUCUGUGCCAGCAGAGUUUGAUGAAAGGCAACGGAAUUCUACCAUUAAGGCAGCCAACCUUGCAGGGCUAGACGUUUUGCGAGUAAUCAAUGAACCCACGGCUGCAGCUAUGGCUUAUGGACUUCACAAGGCUGAUGUGUUUAAUGUUCUGGUGGUGGAUUUGGGUGGAGGAACUUUGGAUGUGUCUCUGUUGAACAAACAGGGAGGGAUGUUCCUCACACGAGCCAUGGCAGGUAACAACAAACUUGGAGGACAGGAUUUUAAUCAGAGGUUGAUGCUGUACUUAUAUGAUCAGCUCCAUCAAAUGUAUGGUUCUUUACCAACAAGAAAAGAAGAAAUACAUCGCCUGAGACAGGCUGUGGAAGCAGUUAAAUUAAAUCUGACUGUUCAUGAGGCAGCUACACUACGGGUGUCGUUGACUAUGCCAGAAAGGAAGCUUAGAAAAGAACUUUCAGAAAGUGAGAUAGAAACAAACACUGUGCUGGAAGGCAAGCCUUCACAGAAAACAGAAGACCUGCAAAAUCUUGGAGACACUGCAAAAGUAGAGAACAACUAUGUGCAUGUUGUGUUUGAAAGAGAAAUCUCUAGGAAACUAUUUGAGACAUUAAAUGAGGACCUUUUUGAGAAGAUUCUUGUGCCCAUUGAACAGGUGUUGAAGGAAGGCCACCUACACAAAGCAGAAGUAGAUGAAAUUGUGUUAGUUGGAGGCUCCACCCGGAUUCCUCAAAUACGCAAAGUUAUUCAGGAUUUCUUUGGAAAGAAACCUAACACCUCUGUAGAUCCUGAUCUAGCAGUUGUAACAGGCGUAGCUAUCCAAGCAGGAAUUGUUGGUGGGUCCUGGCCUCUCCAAGUCAGCGCUAUAGAGAUUCCUAAUAAGCAUUUACGGAAGACUAAUUUUAACUGAAUAUAAACUCUUCCCCAUUGCUUUGCAUCUCUCCGAAAGCGUACUGUGAUGGUGCAUACUUACCUGACUGGCACUGGAGCUUAAUCUUAGCCAUAUUAUGUUAAUUUUUUUAUCUAUUCCCGUUCAGUGUUACUGGACCCUUAACUGUGUUGAAGCUAGAUGUUACUUUAAAGGUACGACUGAUUUUUUAUUAUUUUUUUUUGAAGUUCUGAAGUGUCCCGUAUUUGCUUGUAGAUUGGAUCCUGGAUGAAAAAGCUCGUGAUGACACACUCAUAUUUUCUUGCUAAAUUCUAUUAGCAAAUCCUGAAGAAGCCUAUGUUUUAAAAUGUAAAGGGAGUGUGACCAAAGGUUAGGGGUAAUGUGUUAUGGUACUGUAGGUAUUCCCAGGCUCACUCUAUUACUUUGAAAGACUAUGAAGCAGUGUUAAUGCACAUAGCAGUAGCACUGUUGAGCUUAAAUUUAUUUAUUAAAUUGAGUCAUCUGGGCAUUUAAGCACCUUUCUAAAAGGCAUGUGUCAGCUUGAAUGAGACUUAUGCAUUCACCUGAUUUUUCUGCUGUUCAUAACAGCACAAUGGUAUUACUGAGGUUAUGUGGCAAACUGUCUCGUGUUUCAGCCAAAUGGUAUUAAGAAACUUAGCUCUUGCUGGUGUGGAGUUCCAUCAUGUGUCUCCAAGGGCUGGCUUCCUGAUCUGGCUUUGAUGGUUGACAUGCAGGUGCUGCUGACAUACCACUGAUGUUCUCCACAGAAAACAAAGGCAUAUCGCAAACUAGUUAUACCUCCCUCCACCUUGUUUGAAAGCUGCAGUGAUUUUGUGUAUCUUAAAGCCACACCUAUAUGUCUUCCCUUGAAUUUGAUCAACACAAAUUUAAUUGUUGCACAUCUACAAGUGUGUGAUGUCUUUGCCUGGGAGUACCCCAGGCUGUCCUGUUGUCAGGAGAAAGGGUGGGGCAGAAGGGACUGCCUGGAUUAAGACGAGUUCCUUUAGUCCUGGUCCAUGAAAAUGCACCCAACUGUUUCUUACUUUUUAGCUUGUAUUUCUGGUUUAAGUUUUGUCAUAUCCCCACUCUAAACUGAACAUAGACCACAGGUUGUACCUGUUCUUUGGGGAAGGAAGCAGUGUGUGUAACUCAGGAUUUGAGGUAGCACUUUGUAAAACUUUAUUUUAGGCAAAUAGUUUGCUACCCAGCUAUCUAGCAAAUGCAUGGGGAGAAAAAAAAAUAAUUAUCUGGAAAAAAAAAUACUGGUGACAGUUCUGCUCUCUUUAGAGGAUUAAAUCAAUAUUUAAAGGCCAAGUGAAUUCUUUUAUCUGUGUAGAACUUUCUACAAUGAAAGCACUUCAUUUAGCUAAGACUGGCUUCAACAUCCGUCAACCCAGUCUUAAUCAGGUAAGCUCCAGUAACAGGUGGUUCUGAGCUUUUUCUUGUAUGGUCCAGAAUAAUUUUUCUUUUAUUAAGCUUGCAAAAAAAAAAAAAAAAAAGUGCAGGUCUUAGAUUAAUUUUUUAACAUUUUACUAUAUUAAAAUAGGCUUAUUAGUCUCCUGGCAGUAGGCCUGAUUUAUGGCACUGCCAUAAAUCAAUUGUGCUGAUUCAGCUGUUUGCGUAACUAUUGUCUAAACAUAUUGUUUAAAUAAUCCAAUUAAAAUCUUCUUAAAUUGAAUCAUAGUUGCACACAACUGUUCCAUCAGCAUUGCUUAAGUUCACAGAGGAUUCCCAAAAUAUCCCUGACAUCUGUUUAAUUUCCGUAAGUUAAAAACCAAAGCAAUUCAUUUUUAUUUGAGGAUUUUCUUCUUUUCUAACUCUUUCAAAGUGACCCUGUCUCUCAGUCCAAAUGGAACCUCCAGUAACAUGUGAUAAUGUGUUCAAAAGUAAGUAUUACACAGUUACAGGAAGUAAGUGCCCAAGGUGGAUAUAACUGCAACCCCUGAGUUCAAAGAAGUGCCUCUCCAGUGGAAUCAUGGAUGAAUGCCAAUACACAAUAGCCAGUGCUUGUAGGCACUUGCUGUUUGCGUCCUCGCCUUGCAGAUGCAAAUGUAUGUAUUUAAUUCAACGUGAAUUCCAGUGGCUUUGGAGUCAUUGUGGCCUUUCCUUCUGCCCUGCCGUAACCCGUCUCCAAGCCUACUGAACUUACAGGAGGUCUUUUAGUCUUCAUUUUAUUAAUGUACUGUGUAAAAUGAGCAGGCCUGUAUAAAUAAAUAGAACCAUAUUGCAGUGAAAUUAACCUAUUAAAAGCUUUUUUGCAAUUUUGGGAUGAGUUAGCUGGGAGAGUCCCCUUUUAACUUUAAACUGUUAAACUCUCAAUGCAAAUAAAUGAAGUACUUUAUUCUUUUUCUUGCACAUAAUCCUUCACUCUCCAGUUAAACCUCCUCCAGUGUUCAUCUGGGAAUUAAAAGGGAAGGGUGAGUUGUUUACUUGUAAAAAAUUUCACAAAGGGUAUUUAUUCAGAUUUCUAUACAGAUUACAUUUUUUUUAAUAGAGAAGUUACUGUACAUUGGAUAUCUUUCAAUGCAUCCUUAUUUAUUAAAUAACUUUUCUGAUUUCUGCAAUCAAGUUAUUUAUUUUGUAUCUUAAUGUUCAGUACUGUAUUUUGGCACAAACCACCUGAUUUUAAAGAGGACUCCACUGUACUAAGUGUCCAUUUCCAGGUAUGCACAUGUACUGCUUACCAAAAGUCUCUCUUUAAACAAAUUGAUAAUUUAAGACUGAAAACUUUCUACAAACAAGCCUUGAAAUUUGUGUAUGGUUGCCUGUGGUGUUAGGUGUAUAACAAAUUUAUACAGCUAAAGCUUGUUCUGCAAGUUGAAAUUUUGAAAAUAUAAGAUGCCUCACCAAGUCUAUGUUAAUGAAUUCGGUGCUGCUGAUGAAAUGCGUUUUAUAAAUAACCUUUUAGAAUGUUUUUAAUAAAAGCAAAUGCUGUCCCUUGGA